Molecule: messenger RNA, 589 nt
Organism: Pseudovirgaria hyperparasitica
Lineage: Eukaryota; Fungi; Ascomycota; Dothideomycetes; Acrospermales; Acrospermaceae
Exons: 2
Coding region: 95-535 (146 amino acids)
Molecular function (GO): carbon-sulfur lyase activity
Source: RefSeq, a predicted model, not a curated record
CCAGAUACCAGUUUUGUAGAUCUGCAUAUCUUCGAAUUAUUCCCUAUUUCCCAUACAUAUACAGCCCGUCUCGUAGAACACGCACACGCACACAAUGUCUUCCACUGAGUCCACCGGCAACACAAUCGUCGCCUCAACCCAACCGACAGCCUCAACACCGCUCACAACCCACGCCGGCAGCUGCCACUGCGGCACCGUCACCUUCACCGUGCGCAGCCCGGCGUUUCCAGGCCAGGUUGUUGUCUCGUGCAACUGCAGCAUAUGUUCCACGCAUGGCUAUCUGCUCAUCUAUCGGCCGCAUGAAGAUUUCGUCUUUACUGCUGGGGAGGACAGACUUAGGGUGUACUCGUUUCCGGGCGUGCAUAAGGGGAAGAUUGGGCAUUGGUUUUGUCCGGAGUGUGGGACGAGUGUGUAUGCGGCGAGUACGGAUCCGGGGUAUCAUGGGGCUGGGUUCAAGGCUGUUAAUGUGAGGACGUUGAAGGAUGUGGACUUGAGGAGUUUGGAGCUCAAGCUUGUUGAUGGCAGGUCUUUGUAGGUUUCGAUCGAUGGGAGUGAUGAGACUUGAGCGAGGACUGGCGUUGUUGUGGAU